Molecule: messenger RNA, 1401 nt
Organism: Stegastes partitus (bicolor damselfish)
Lineage: Eukaryota; Metazoa; Chordata; Actinopteri; Pomacentridae
Gene: tnfsf14a
Product: TNF superfamily member 14
Exons: 5
Coding region: 72-875 (267 amino acids)
Biological process (GO): immune response
Cellular component (GO): membrane
Molecular function (GO): tumor necrosis factor receptor binding
Source: RefSeq, a predicted model, not a curated record
AUCUUGAGAUUUUACAAAUGAUGAAUCGACUGCAACUGUGAAAAAUUCAAAUCAUCUACAGUAUCAUUUUGAUGUUUGCAGUUACAGCUCUUUUCUUCCAAAGCCCCUUUGAAGCAACAGCCUUGACUCUUGCUAGACAGUUGCACAGUCAAUCGAUGUUCACUUACAGAAACAGCCCAGCAGGUAAGGCUGAGGGUGGAUGCCCCUCUGUGUUUGUGGUGGACAGCCAAGCCACGCGGCCUGUUUUGCCACCGAGGCCAAACCAGGGCCGAAGGCAUGGCGGGGCAUGCCAGACCCUGCUGUUUAUGCUGGUGAGCCUGGCGCUGUGUGGCAUGGUCAUCGAAGCCUGCUUCAUCUACUAUCUCUACCACACUGAAACUGCCACCUCGGCAUCAUUUUCCAAGUUCAUGGCAGAUCAAGAUGCUACCGCCCCCCCUAAGCAGUCCAGUUAUGAGAUUCUUCCCUCCAAGCCAGUUGCACAUCUGACAGAUGGACAAGAUGUUGUUCAUGAUAAACAGGUCAUGGCAUGGAGCAUGAAAGCAGAUCCUCUCCUCUAUGAAAUGAAAUACAAUAACGGCUCUCUCAUCAUUCAGAAACAGGGUUACUACUAUGUCUACUCCAAGGUUUUCUUCAUGGACAGUGGUAACUUUCACCAUUAUAUUAAGAUGCAUACUGAAAAGUACGCUGGGGGAAUUAUUACCCUCCUGCAAGCCAGGAAAUACGCUGAAAAGUCGGACAAGGCGCGAUCCAACAGCUUCCUGGGAGGAGUGUUUCACCUUUACGUGAAUGAUGCCAUUUAUGUGAAUGUCAGUAGCACUGCAAAAAUCGUAAAAUUCAAACCAUAUGAGAACAUCUUUGGUGCGUUCAUGAUAUAAAUAUCACAUUGAUAUUGAAAGGCUUUGACAAAGAGUAAAUAAAAAUGGAUAAAUACUCUCAGGGAUUUUUGAUUCUUUGUCAUGAAAAAGCAGGUCGACAUGGUGUGAAAUCCUCUUUGUGCCUUUGCACAAUAUAAAGGGCAGAACUGCAUAGAUGGCUUAUUUUCUACGGGUAAAACUCUUCAACUUUUUUUUCCCUUUUUUUAAAAAUAAAACUUUUUGAUAUACGGAGCAUUUAUAUUCUUACUGGUAUAAUUACUGUAAAUUAAAUCUAAAUAUAAAGAAAUGAUUUGUAACACUUGGAUUUUAAAAUCUCAAUAAAUAUGUUUGUGUUUUGUACUUGCGAAGAAAAAAAAAAAGCAUAAACUGUAACAUUAAAAAUGUCUUUUUAUUCUUGCUUCAAUACAUUCCGCACAGUAUUUAUUUAUUCUAUCAUGAUAAAAAAAAAAAAAAGUGCUUUAAUUCUGCAGUAUACAUGUACAAUAAUUUAUGCAAAGCAGUGAAAUAAACAGAUCAUUGUCUAAGA